Aspergillus niger is the source of this 558-nucleotide messenger RNA. RefSeq lists its product as hypothetical. The coding region runs from base 1 to 558 and encodes 185 amino acids. The record is from RefSeq and is a predicted model, not a curated record. Lineage: Eukaryota; Fungi; Ascomycota; Eurotiomycetes; Eurotiales; Aspergillaceae. The transcript is spliced from 4 exons.
AUGCCCACAUCUUAUGGAAUUUUCAGAUGGGUUGCUCCAAAUCGAGCAGAUGCAGUAUUUGAUGUCGAUGGUUAUGACUCUCAGUGCUCUUUGACCCUCAAUCCAGCGCUUCCAAAUUUCGGCACCGCGUCAGCAAAAUUGAAUUACGAUACUACAGAACAACUCACGGGUACACAUAGUUUCGAGGGCCACAUUGCACACACGGCAUUGGAUCGUGGACACAAAUCUAUUGAUAGUCAAAGUUGGCGCAUCCUUCAGGAGAGACUAAAACUUAAAACACUGAAAUUGUUUAUAAGACACCCCACGUGCUAUUGCAGAGUGCACCCCGACUCCGUCGGGGCCGCUAACCUGCGGUUGUAUGUUGGUCGCCGCCAUCGACCUAUAGAUGUCAACUGUUUUUGUUAUCGUUACAGCAGUGCUAAUUCAGAAAUAGAUGUUCCAGUAGUUGGCUGGGCCCACUCCCAGAAACGACAUCAUAAUAGCACUUUGGAGAAUGACAAUCUUGCUGAUAUCUUCACCGGGAUUGAAGAGGACUUCUAUCAAUGUAUAAAAGAUUGA